CGUAUUCAAUCGAGUUGAGUGGGUGGUGGGGUGACGCUUCAGAUCCGCUCUCCCCUCCGCUCCACUCGUCUCCCGCCCUCCAAAACCAAAUUUAAAGCGGGAGGCGUGCUGGAGAAGCAACGAAACGAAAGGGGAAGAAGAAGAGUGAGAGGAUGUCGUGGCAAACGUACGUCGACGAGCACUUGAUGUGCGAGAUCGAGGGCCACCAUCUGACGGCGGCGGCGAUCAUCGGGCACGACGGCAGCGUCUGGGCGCAGAGCGCGUCCUUUCCUAAGUUUAAGCCUGAGGAGUUCACCAAUAUAAUGAAUGAUUUCAAUGAACCUGGAACUCUUGCUCCUGUUGGCUUAUUUAUUGGAUCCUCAAAGUACAUGGUCAUUCAAGGAGAGCCUGGAGCUGUCAUUCGUGGAAAGAAGGGAUCGGGAGGCAUCACCAUCAAGAAGACUGGCCAAGCAUUGAUCGUCGGCUUGUAUGAUGAGCCAAUGACUCCAGGCCAGUGCAACAUGGUCGUGGAAAGGUUGGGUGACUACCUCCUCGAUCAGGGCAUGUAGUUCAUCAAAUUGGCACUUGCUUCCUCAAAUAUUUUUCAUACAAAUGGAAAUGUGAAUUUUUUUGUUUCACUUCAUUUCAGCCGUAUCGAGAAUUUUACCAUAGCCUAAUAAUUUGUUGGUGAAUGGACAGGAUUAUUGUAAUCCAUUUCGAGUGGUUUAUUGUUUUAUCCACAACCUUUUUCUCCCC
Musa acuminata AAA Group (dessert banana) is the source of this 735-nucleotide messenger RNA. Its product is annotated as profilin-A. Bases 153 to 548 code for a protein of 131 amino acids. Gene Ontology annotation, cellular component: cell cortex. Lineage: Eukaryota; Viridiplantae; Streptophyta; Magnoliopsida; Zingiberales; Musaceae. Gene Ontology annotation, molecular function: actin monomer binding. The transcript has 3 exons. The record is from RefSeq and is a predicted model, not a curated record.